Talaromyces amestolkiae is the source of this 987-nucleotide messenger RNA. RefSeq lists its product as uncharacterized. The record is from RefSeq and is a predicted model, not a curated record. The transcript has a single exon. Bases 1 to 987 code for a protein of 328 amino acids. NCBI's taxonomy places the organism in Eukaryota, Fungi, Ascomycota, Eurotiomycetes, Eurotiales, Trichocomaceae.
AUGUAUCCACUCUCCAUUUCUGUGUUCGUCGCUGCCAGCUCUGUGCUUCGAAUUGCUGUAGCAGCAACCAUUCCCAUCGUCUCGUGUAGCGUCAAUCAGCCACAACUCUUCACAAACCCCAGCUUCGAAGAAGGCAGCUUCGCCGGCUGGACAAUAAACUUCAAUGGCGCCAAUGCCGCUGUUGUCGAUGCAGACUCUUUGAGUUCACCCUUUUCGACCGCCGCGGACGGCCAGUAUUACAUCAAGACAUACGAUUCUGCUAUUCGCGGUGGAGAUGAGCUUUUUAUGUCUCAGACGGUGGAUGGGCUCGAUACUAGCACGAUCUACACCAUUACUUACUCUAUCGCCGGGAUACCUAACGGUCUCAGCUCCCAGGAUUGUUAUGUGUACAUUUUCAAGGACGGUCAAACCAAUGCCAAUCUGCUGGUCGAGAAUGUAACUACUAUGGGUGCGAACGGGCUGCCGUGGACACAAUAUUCACUGGAUUUUACGCCUACGGCUACUAGUCAUCUCAUUUUGUUCGCGCUAGAGUGUGAUUCGACUGAAUAUUAUGUUGGCUUUGAUAAUAUCCAGUUCCUAGCACCCGCGACGACGGCUUGCUCGACUUCGUAUUCUACAGUGGCUGCUUCGACUCCGACUCCUUCUCCUUCUUCUUCUUCUUCUUCUUCUUCUUCUUCUUCUUCUUCUUCUUCUUCUUCUUCUUCUUCUUCUUCGCAGGCUGUCGUUAUUGCUUCAUCCAGUUCUGCGGUUGUAACUACUGCACCUGUCAGCACACCUACUCCAAGUCUGGCCUCGUCUAGUGCCGUGGUUUCAUCAAGCGCUGCUAUACCGCCGAAUGCUGCCGUCACAUCAGGAGCCAUCUCCAUGGUCUCACCAUCCACAACCCCAACACCCAGCAGCACAAUCAUCAGCUCCGAAACUGUGCCCACCACGACUGACAUUCCUGCGCCUGAUGACGACGAGGAUGACGGAUGUCCUGCUGAGUAA